Pyrus x bretschneideri (Chinese white pear) is the source of this 793-nucleotide messenger RNA. Its product is annotated as dehydrin DHN1-like. Gene Ontology annotation, biological process: response to water. The record is from RefSeq and is a predicted model, not a curated record. The transcript has a single exon. NCBI's taxonomy places the organism in Eukaryota, Viridiplantae, Streptophyta, Magnoliopsida, Rosales, Rosaceae. The coding region runs from base 48 to 602 and encodes 184 amino acids.
UUUCAAAUCCAUCAAAACAUUUCAUCAAAAUCAAAUAUCAGUUCAAAAUGGCGAAUUAUCAGACUAAAUAUGGUACAACGCCCCAAGACAUAGAUGAGUAUGGGAACCCGAUUCAACAGGGUACUACCGGAGGCUUAGGUGGUGCCACCACUGGUACUGCGUACGGGGCAACAGGAGGGCAGCAACAACAAGAGAGAGGUACUGGCAUGACUGGAAGUGGUUACGGGACUACUGAUGCCCCGUACACAGGAGGGCAGCAACAACAAGAGCGAGGGAUGAUGGACAAGAUCAAGGAAAAGAUUCCAGGAACUGGUGGUGGACGUAGGGAUGACGACCCCUACUCAUCGAAUGCCCAGACCGGUACUGGGAUGACUGGAACUGGGUACGGUACUACUGACGCCCCGUACACUGGAGGGGAGUACGAAGAAAGGGGGAUGAUGGACAAGGUCAAGGACAAGAUGCCGGGGACUGGGCAGAGGGAUGAAACCCACUCAUCUCAGACGACCACCACCACACCUUACGGUGGCACCACCGGAGAGCACCAGGAAAAGAAGGGCGCCAUGGACAAGAUCAAAGAAAAGCUUCCUGGUGGACGCCAUUAAAUAUAUAUACGUGUGCGUGCGCAUAUGUAUUCUAGGGUCUUUUGAUGUGCUAAUAACCGGUGCUUGGUGUGAUUGUGUGAACGUAAUUUCUUUCUUACGUGCGCGAGCGAGCACUCCGCAGUGUCAGUGUGUGUUUUGUAAUCGGUACCUUGUGGUUUUAUCAAUAGAGCAAUAGUAUUCUGGUUUCUGUA